Thermothielavioides terrestris NRRL 8126 is the source of this 2654-nucleotide messenger RNA. RefSeq lists its product as uncharacterized. The transcript has a single exon. The record is from RefSeq and is a predicted model, not a curated record. Bases 1585 to 2412 code for a protein of 275 amino acids. Lineage: Eukaryota; Fungi; Ascomycota; Sordariomycetes; Sordariales; Chaetomiaceae.
ACGUACUUAUUAUCCUUCUUUCUGCAUUCAUCAGUUCGGUCUAAAAUAUCGCGAUCUUCUUAUCGGCACAACAUUCACAAAAUCCGCUCUAAUUCCUGCACGUCUUCCCCACGAGGCUGACAGGGUCGCUUUGGUUCACGGAGCCCGAGGAACAACCCCACGGAGUGGAAACCUUCCAGUGCGGAGUAUUCCGUACUUGGUAGAGGUAUUCCAUACUCGUCAUGUUUUGAGACCCGCAGCGUCGACCGCGACUCCGAUGAAGCGCACGACAUGGCAGAUCACGCCGGCGCGGCCGAGGGCCAUCGCGAGCCUCGCCGCUACCCGCUGGAUAUUCCCCAUCUGCCGUUCUGCCGCUACGACCACCGCCGAGUCACAGCCCGAGAUAUCAUGGUUCACCGUCUCAUGGCCGCCUUCAUGAGUCCUUCUUCUUCGCCCCUGAAUCCCGCCGUUUUCGACAGCUGCAUGACUUUCCAGGAGGAAUUUUCAGCCAGUAUGCCUCGCCGUCGUCUCCCCCAUGGUGUCGGCGAGCCUGUGGCGAGCGAUCUCGAGGUGGUCCAAAGAAUGCUUUUCAAUGACCCCUCGGAACACUCGCCUGGCGGAAUCGGCCCGCUCAAGCCCGUCACCCUCGGCGAGCGCGUCCUGGACCUUGUGAUGCUCCACUACUUUGAGACUGCCGCAGCGGCCACGAGGCUAUGGAUAACUCGCGCCGGGACCCCUCGGAUGCCGAAUGGCCCCCUCAGCACCCGCGCUAGGACCGCUCUAUAUGCUGGCAGUCGGAGAUCCCUACAUAUCUGGCUCAGGGAACUUGUAAAACUCCAACCAGGACAUGAAGGCAUGGAGUGGAAUGAGCGGCACAUAGCUCACUUGUCCCGGCUUCGCGAAGCCGUCGAGGUGCAAGCCCGGUUGCCCCUGUAUGACGGCUGUUCCUGCCUGGCCACCCUGCGCCAGACUGCCGACCUGUCGUUCUCGAGUGUGGAUGGGGCGAGGCGAGGACUAGACAUCUUACAUUGGACCUUCACUCAGCACACGUUCAACAUUCCCUUGCCACGGUGGCCCGAGUUCAGCUCCGCCACGAGCCACAUGAUACACGCUCUCGCCGAAGCCGAACGUCCCAUUGGCCCCGGCGAACUCGUACAACGCUUGUUCUUGCCCACUGUGUACUUACUGGACUUGUGUCAAGAUGCCGGGUGGGGCCGAAACCGCGCCAACAUCUGGGCUGUCGGAAGAGACGAAGGCAGUCCGCGUGGCCGGGAUUGGCCCAAUAGCAGUCCUCAAGACGCCAGCCGGGGACGGCCGCGGAGGAGAUGCGCAAGUGAGCCCCAAGCCGGAAGCUUUGCCAUUGGCGUAUUUCCUGGCCGGCACUCGGUGCCGCACUGGCCGAGAUUGUGGUUCCUGUACCCGCGGAUAACGCUAUCGCAUCUGGACCGGCGAUCACGGAGACGCAGCCUCAGCCGGACGCACAUCAAAGCCAUGUUUGACUGGCACACCAACCUGGGGGCCUCGUGCGAGGCGCCGUCCUGCGACCGGAACCCCCAGCGGCCACCCCGAUGUGAGAACUGCAGUUCCCGAGACCACCGCACGAACAUGUGCCUGUCUCCUUGCGGUCACUGCGGCGGGCCCAGCCCGACGGCCUCGAUGCCGCCUGGCGCCCCCCUAUAUCCGCAGGAUGCCAGUUUCACCCUGUACACGCCCAGUCGAAAACCGCGGCCGGGUCUCUCGCAGAACCCGCACUACGCCCCCGACUGCCCCGUCGCGCGGCACAACCGGUGCAAGUGCGUGCCGUUCCCGACCUUCCACACCGCCGCCGAGUGCGGCAUUCCCUGCCGCCGCGCGUGCGGCAACCCGGCCCCGCCGGGCAGCUUCCAGCACCGCAACGCCAUGACCUGCCGCGCGCGCUGCUGCAUGUGCGGCCUGCGCGGGCACAGCGGCCGCGAGUGCCGGUUCAAGACUUGCCGGUGCGGUGGCGCGCACCUGGGUCAGGACUGCGGGUGGCACCCGACCUGCCGGGUCCGCGGGUGCGACCGGUUCCUGUGCGGCGUCCACUGCCGCGAGUGCGGGAGCACCGAACGGCCGUUCGUAGGCCGUCGGUGCUGGAAGUGCUUGGGGUUUGAGAAGCCUCCGGAGCCGGAGGAGGGCAAGAGUAAGAACAGACAGAGGCGGAAAAAGGCUGAAGGCGAAGGGGAGGAAGGAGCACAGGGACCAGGUGAUGAGGCUGGGCACCAAAUGGCGACGAUCACCGCGCCCACUGCCGAACUCCCGACAGUGGUCACACCGCCGGAUAAGGUGGAGCCGGAGCCAGAGCCGGAGCCGGAGCCGGAGCCGGAGCCCGAGAGGGAGUCCCAGUACCGGAGCAUCUUCGGCGACCCGCGGGAGCGGAAUCCUCCGCGGAGCGGCAGACCAAGAGAGAUGUAAAACAGCCAACAGACAACACAAAUUGAUGGAGUAUAGGAUUUGGGACCGGACCACAUUGGCGCUCAAGUGAUACCCCAAGCGCUGGCAGUGUCCCAGCGCAGAAAGCCCUGUGGCGUUGGCAAUAGACAUGUCACGGAAUUUCUGACAGGCGUAUGAAGAACGGCCAUCGACCAUGGUUCAUAAUUUUUUUCAUUGCUGACUCAUGAGUAAAGACAAACAGCGGGUCGUGACAAGGAAAGUCU